This is a messenger RNA of Paramecium tetraurelia, 1419 nucleotides long. RefSeq lists its product as uncharacterized. The record is from RefSeq and is a predicted model, not a curated record. Lineage: Eukaryota; Ciliophora; Oligohymenophorea; Peniculida; Parameciidae. The transcript is spliced from 4 exons.
AUGCCUAUUUUGAUUUUAAUUUGCUUAUUGGAUGCAUGUUUAAGUUAAAAAAAAGAUUAAUAAUACUUUGAAGUGACUGGAUUACAAAAUUUUGACAUUAAAGACAUUUUCCCUCAGAAUGUUUCUGAUAAAUAAAAGCUUACGCUUACCCUUACUUAUAAAGAUGGAGAAGUUCCAAUUUUAAUAAUUUGUGAAGAUUAGCCAAAAAAUAAUACAUUGACUAAUUAUGAGACAAUUUAAGAUUAUAAUUGUAUGAGCGAUAUAAAUGCUUAUGAAUAAAAGUUCUAAAUAUAAUCAAUUUCUUUAACAAAGAAUGUAAAAUCCUAAGCAUUUUAAAAACAUUUUAAUAUUUAUUAAAUUGAAAAUUAGAACAUGUUUGUUGGAGCAUACUCAAAAUCCCAAUAAAAAUAUUUAAUGUCUGCUAUUUUAUAAUCAUUAUAUAAUUGUGGAAAAGAUUGUAAAAAUGGAGGAAGUUGUUUUUAUGGAAUAUGUGAAUGCUUAGAAGGGACUUUUGGCGAUGAUUGUAGUAUAGCAGCCAUAGACAUUAAUGAUUAAGUGAAAUUGUCUCCAGAUAAAUUAUAUUAUUUGAGCUUGUCCUCAAUAGGAACAACAUUCUAAAGAAUUUUAUCAAAUCAGAUACCUUUAAAGUAAAAAUAUUAUGCAGAAAAGCCCUAUAUAGAAGAAGGCUCCCUAUUAAUAACGAAUCUACUUUAAUUAAACUAUGAUUAAAUUUACAAUUGUAGAAAUCUAACAAAAGCAUUAUAAGAUGAAAUUAAAAUCAAAUAAGAUGCUUACUUCACUUUUAAAAUCUAUAGCUAAUAUGAUGUGAACAUUCUUAUAAACAAUAACUAGGAUAAUGGGUUAUAAAGUAUAAUGAUGAUGAUAUUUAUUCCACUUAGUGUGAUAUUCUUUCUCCUCUUUGCUUGCUGUUGUGUGAAAUUUUACAAAAAAAAACUAGAAUUGAUUUAAAAUGAAAAAAAAGUAGAGAAAGAUGCUGAAACAAGCAUUCUAAAUUUAUAUCUUCCAACUCUUAAAUACUCCUAAGCUAAGGAAAUAAUUUAAGAGGAAAUUAGUGAAUAGGAAUCGUACUGUUCAAUAUGUUUAGAAAUAUUCACUUUAGAGAAUGAUGUUAAGAUGGCUUAUUGCAAACAUAUUUACCAUUCAUAAUGCUUGUAAUUGUGGAUGAAGAAAAUCAAAAUAUGUCCUUUAUGUAGAGCACCUUUAGAUGAGAAAACUCUGUCUUCAAUGAUUCCUCUUAAAUCUUAGACAUUAAUAGAAUAAAUCUCUAGUAAAUCACAAUUAGGUAACAAUAAACAGACUAUAAUAUCCUUAAAUUCAUUAUCUCGUCUAAAUGGACCCAAUACUCAAAAUGCUUUUUAACAUUUAAAUUAUCAAAGAAGUUUGGUGUUGGUAGAAUGA